CUCAUCUCAGCCAAUCACGAGGUGCAGCACGUGGAGGUGGAGCUGGUGACUCCAGCGGCGGCGGGGGAGUCGCCAAAGACGGGCAUCAUCCGGAGGACCCUCAAGUACUCGGAGACGGACCUGGACGCCGUGCCCCUGCGCUGCUACCACGAGACCGACAUCGAUGAGGUGCUAUUGGCUGAGCAGGAAGACGCCGACUCAGCGUUUGGGAGUAACCGUAGUGUGAAAAGCACGUCGGGUACAGGCAGCAGCCCCCUGGGUGUCUGUCCCUAUGAGAGAACGAGUGGGGAGGAGGAGGAGGUGGAAGGAGAGGAGGAAGAGGAGGAGGAUGACGAGGAGGACGAGGAGGAGGUAGUGAGCUGGGUCUCAGUGAGGAUGCAGGGGGACAUUAAGAGGCAGCAGCAGCAGCAGGUGAUCAGUCAGCUGCUGAAGAGGCCAUUGGACAGUUUCUUCGACAACCUCCCGGUCCUCAAGUCGCCCAUCCUGGUUUCGGGGCCUCGUCUGGCAGGCACGACUGAGGACACCUUCAGCCGCCAUUUUGAGAGCAUAAUGGAGUCACAUCGCGCCAAGGGCACAUCCUACUGCAGCCUGGACAGCGAGGAGCUGCUGACCUCCAGCACCCAGACAGUCCUGACCUUUGACCUUCCCACACUGACCCCAGAGAUCCAGGGCGGUCAGAUGAUCUGUCAGAGCGCCCGGCACAUUGUCAAGUUGAGUUUCGCCCCACUGGCCCACUGCGAGAGGGGAACAAGCCUAUCAGAUUCCAUCGUCACGGUGACAGGCGACUCGGACGCCACGCGCGCCCCCUCCAGCGAAAGGCUGAGCAGUGGCUCGGAGGACACACUCCCGCGAGGGGGCGGGGCACGGAUGUUGGGGAGCAGCUGGUACAGCAACCCCACAUUCUCCUUCCCUAGGGAGAAGGCUCGUCUGGCGACAGACUCGGAGCUGGAUCAGGACCUCAGUGAGCGGCUGGGACUGGGGAGCAGCGACACCCUUACCAACGGUAACCGUGCUGACGGGGAGGCCGCUAAGCGCCUGGCCAAGCGCCUUUUCACCCUGGACGGCUUCAGGAAGUCCGACGUGGCCCGUCACCUCAGCAAGAACAAUGACUUCAGUCAUAAGGUUGCAGAGGAGUAUCUACACUUCUUUAACUUCACAGGUCUUAAUGUGGACCAGGCUCUGAGAGCCUUACUCAAACAGUUUUCCCUGAUGGGAGAGACUCAGGAGAGGGAGCGGGUGCUGUCUCACUUCUCCAGGAGAUACCUGCACUGUAACCCAAAACUCAUACCCUCUGAGGAUGGUGUUCAUACCUUGACCUGUGCCCUGAUGCUGCUAAACACAGACCUGCAUGGCCAUAACAUUGGCAAAAGGAUGUCCUGCACACAGUUCAUUGACAACCUGGAGGGUCUGAAUGAGGGUCACGACUUUCCCAAAGACUUGCUGAAGGCCCUGUACAACUCAAUCAAGAAUGAGAAGCUUCAAUGGACAAUCGAUGAGGAGGAGAUGCGGAAGUCUUUCUCGGAGCUGGGGGACACCAACCAGGCUGACUCCACCUCUAAACACAUGAAGAGCAUGGCCAGCGGUGGGAAACACCUCGUGGUCAUGGCCCAGCCCUCGGGAGCCCUGCUGUACAAGAACGGCUUCCUGGUGCGCAAGGUGCACGCCGACUCAGACGGCAAGAGAACACCGCGUGGGAAGAGAGGAUGGAAGACGUUCUAUGGCAUUCUGAAGGGGCUGAUUCUCUACCUGCAGAAGGGAGAGUACCGGCCAGAUAAACAGCUGUCGGACGAGGAUCUGAAGAACGCCGUGUCUAUCCACCACUCUCUGGCGAUGAGGGCUGCUGACUACAGCAAGAGACCCAAUGUGUUCUACCUCCGCACCGCCGACUGGAGAGUCUACCUCUUCCAGGCACCAAAUGCGGAGCAAAUGCAGUCGUGGAUCACGCGCAUCAACACGGUAUCAGCCAUGUUCUCAGCACCACCCUUCCCUGCAGCCAUUGGUUCACAGAAGAAAUUUGCCCGACCGCUGCUGCCAGGCUCCACCUCCAAACUGUCACAGGAGGAGCAGGUCCAGUCCCAUGAGGCUCGGUUCCGGGCCAUCUCCACUGAACUGGCUGAGCUGCGCUCGUAUCCUCCAGACCGAAAGGUCAAAGGCCGUGAGCUGGAGGAGUACCGCCAGCGGGACGAGUACCUGGAGUUUGAGAAAACGCGCUAUGGUACCUACGCCAUGCUACUGCGGGCCAAGAUCCGCUGCGGCGAGGAUGACUUGUCCGUAUUCGAGGCCCAGAUCCUGGAGGACAAUGGCCUGCAGCGCGCCCACUCCAGCCCCACACUACAGGACAGCAGCCAGGCCAGCCAGGCCAGCCAGGUCUCCCAGGGCAGCAGCACCAAGGAGCCGGUGGGCUGCAGCGGUAUAGGAAAAGGCUCCAAGCGCACAGAGGGCCAGAGAUACAGCUACCGCCAGGCCGUCAAGAAGUGAGUCAGGGCGGGGUGCUGGGUGGUGAUGACGUGGCAGGCUUGUCUCCCUGCGCAGGUUAUUUGAGAUCUGGGUGAGGGGGGGUUAUAGGAGCUUGAAAAGGAGCGGGGUGAGAGUUUACUGUAUACACCCCACCCCCCACCAUGGCGUCCCCAUCCAGCACCCCCGAUCUCCUCAGCCAGUAGUGGAGGUGUAGAGGUGCAGGUCCUAUGACUGGCGCGGUCACUGGCCAAUGCCAGCGGUGUGUUGGGACAUGAGGGAGGGAGGAGCAUUGGAGAGGUCAUGGAGCUUGGACAGGAGGUAUUUGAGAGAAGGCUUUCUGGAUACAGUAAUAGACUGUACUAUACCAUACGGUAAGACAGAGGGUCCUCCUGUAAGCGGUAGCUCCGCCGUACAGGGACUCCCAUCCAGCAUCCUUUCCUUCUAAUUCUUUGAGGUCACCUCUCUCACAAACCKCUCCACCAACCUUUUUUCUUGACGUUGUUUUUUCUGAUUUGGGACCAAACAUGUUUACACGUUUGACACCUUAAGUCUCCAAUGACUGUUCUGUUGAUUUCAACAUGUGUUACUYUACUGUAAUACUGCAGUAAGAGGAGCUAGACCCUAGACUCAUUGCAGUUCCAUUUUUUCCACAACAUCAGGGUGUGUCCACAUUCCAUGAGGGAGCCUAAACACUCGGGUACUUGCAGUUCCUGAACUUUUCUUUGGGGCAAAUAUGGCGGCAACAAGGUGGCUCUAGUGGAUCCGUAAUGGCAGUGCACUAUGCAUCAGGAUCCGCAAUGGAGGUUCAGUUGCAGCUCUUCCUCCUGGCCCGAAUCAGGGCGAGGGCAGAGGAGAGACUGAGCUCUCAUGACUUCAGACACUCCACUCUCUACAGACUCUCACUCUUCUCCCCUCUCAGAGAGGGGGUAACUGUGGCUCCCAUCUCUAUCCUAUCUCCCAAAUGGGUUGUCAGUGUGGCGGAUGUCAUUUGAGGCAUGUCAUUAUAAACUGGGUGGUUCGAGCCCUGAAUGCUGAUUGG
Salvelinus sp. IW2-2015 is the source of this 3496-nucleotide messenger RNA. Its product is annotated as PH and SEC7 domain-containing protein 1-like. NCBI's taxonomy places the organism in Eukaryota, Metazoa, Chordata, Actinopteri, Salmoniformes, Salmonidae. Gene Ontology annotation, biological process: regulation of ARF protein signal transduction. Gene Ontology annotation, molecular function: phospholipid binding; protein binding; guanyl-nucleotide exchange factor activity. The record is from RefSeq and is a predicted model, not a curated record.